This is a messenger RNA of Nezara viridula (southern green stink bug), 264 nucleotides long. NCBI's taxonomy places the organism in Eukaryota, Metazoa, Arthropoda, Insecta, Hemiptera, Pentatomidae. The record is from the annotation of a GenBank genome assembly.
AUGUAUGAUUGGUAUGCACUCGACAUUUCCAAGUUCGUUAGUAUGUCCCUAAACUACCAUCAGUUCUCCGCUCGUUGGCAGAAGAUCACAAGGGAGAUCAAAAACGAGACGAAUUGGGCCGGUGCCCGCGACCUAACUACCUUCGUAUUUAUAUCAGUUGCUCUUGGAGUUGUGUUCUCAGGUAUCCUUCCCUUUAUCGCUUAUGGAUUCGGGCUACAACUUCGUCCUAUCAUCAACCUUCCGUAUCGUGUUCCAUUGGAUUAG